This is a messenger RNA of Bacidia gigantensis, 639 nucleotides long. RefSeq lists its product as uncharacterized. The coding region runs from base 1 to 639 and encodes 212 amino acids. The record is from RefSeq and is a predicted model, not a curated record. The transcript is spliced from 2 exons. Lineage: Eukaryota; Fungi; Ascomycota; Lecanoromycetes; Lecanorales; Ramalinaceae.
AUGAUGCAGACUCAAGCGAACUUCCUCACUAUCCUUUCGUGCAUCACCAGCUUCUUAUCUCUAAGUGCCGGCCUUGCUCUUCCAGAUCUCACCUCUGCAGUCACUCAAGAUGUUGCUGAUAAUACUACUUCCUUGGUCUUGCCCUUGAACAUCACACUCCCGUCCGUCAACAUCGACCCAAGCCGUUAUCCCGUCCCGGGCUCUGAUGGCGUAGUCAUCCGUGUCGAAAACCGGGGCAGACCAAUUCCUGUCGAAGUGGCAAGUAACAUCAUGAAUGCCGCCGCGGCCGAGCUAAAUCAACGCGUGCCAUUCAACCAGCCCCAUCGGAAAAUGAGCGAAGACCACGUCUUCAAGCUGGACCCCUGGCCCAAACCUAUCCCUGCAGGUUCCCCGGAACUGCUCAUUCAGACACCGUUCGCAAUGAACACGGAGUGGCAAUGGGUCCGGGAUGCUGUGAGGGGCGCGUUGCAGGUGUUCUUGACGCCAGAGGCACGCGGGGGCACGGGAAAUGUAGAGAUUUCGUUCUGGUACAGUAGUGACGCGAUGGGGAUUUUAGGCCGGGGAGUUUUUGGGUAUCGUCGUACUGGAUUUGUGCUCGGAGAAGACAGUGGUGUGGCUGGGAGUAGUCUGACGCAGUGA